Auanema sp. JU1783 is the source of this 510-nucleotide messenger RNA. Lineage: Eukaryota; Metazoa; Nematoda; Chromadorea; Rhabditida; Rhabditidae. The record is from the annotation of a GenBank genome assembly.
AUGAAGUUUGUAGCGAUUUUGUGUCUGUCUCUCUUUGUGGCCACUCAAGCUGUCCCUAGGUUUACUAGAGCUUCAGAACUCGACGUCCCUUCCAAUGUGCAGAACAGAUCCAUUUCGAUCAAAGGACAAUUCCUUUGUGGCACAAAGCCUUUUGAUAAUGUGAAAAUCAGAAUCUACAGAGAUUACCAGAAGGACAAAGCUGAUGAUCUCGCACAACUGGUUAGCUCAAAGAAAGCUUUCGCUGGAAUGUUCCAACUAGACGGAAACACAGCCAGAUUCCCACCUACACAAACGGAAUUCCGUCCUUACGUUACAGUUCAUCACAAUUGUGGACUUGAUGAGAAGACUACUGCAAAUCAAGGUUUCAAGAGAUGGCAUUUCAUUAUCCCAGAAGAGUACGUAACAGUUGGCCUUAGACCUAUCAAAAAAUACGACUUGGGCAUCAUCAAUCUCCAAGUACUUUACCCCGGCGAAGCACACGACAAGAAAUUCAACAUGCUCGAUCAAUAA